Messenger RNA from Chiloscyllium plagiosum (whitespotted bambooshark), 3395 nucleotides. NCBI's taxonomy places the organism in Eukaryota, Metazoa, Chordata, Chondrichthyes, Orectolobiformes, Hemiscylliidae. The record is from RefSeq and is a predicted model, not a curated record.
UUGCUACAUAACACAUCACUUUUUAAUAAUUGUGGGUUUGUAAUGUUGUAUUCUGCCUUAAUUUUAGAACAUAAAUAUGAAAUGAUCUGGUUGGACCAGAACUGUCAUGCAAUUUCAUAAAUAACAAAAAUGGAACUUGAUCAAUCUUUGUGACCAGACUGAAUUUCUAUGAUCCAGUUAAGGAAGGAAUAUUAGGAAAAACACUACAUAAAAUAUCUUGCUUUUAGACUAUUUAAAAUAAACAAGUUUGUUACUUCUGGUGUAUUGGUGCUUUUCUGUAUUUUUGUUUCUGGGGCAGUUUGAAAGAAAAUGACUUAAAAUGCUAAUAUCAUUCCUGACUUAGAAAUUCUAUGUAGAAUAAGUGCACAUAUUCUUCACUGUUACUAAAAGCAAGCUACCAUUUUGCUAAAAUUAAACAUUGUCAGGAUUUUACUCCAAUAAUGUAAUCAGUCAUGCAAAAUUUCUCCAUCAGAUGAUCUAACAGAUCCAAUACUAGAUCUGUUUGACUUUAUGUAUUUUGUGCAGGAGAGUUAAUUUUCUGAUGAAGCAUAGACUAAUUACUAGUGGAGAUCUCCCAAUAUUGAGAUGCUGGGACCAUGACUUUGGAUUCAAAUGCAUAUAACUGGUGGGAGUUAGCUGCCCUAACUACUGUUGCAUAUUCCCCAAUGGUGGUGCUUUCAAGCAUGGAAUGGUGCAAUGUGCUGUGUGCCCUUUUGUUUUAAGCAGUAUAAUUGGGAACAAUGUGGUAUUGGAAACUAAAACACAAAUUACUGGAAAAGCUCAGCAGGUCCAAAUAUUUUAAUCCAGGUAGGUUAUAACUGAUGCUAGGACUGCCAGGUUUUUUUGGCAAUAAUAAACAAUUGCAGCACGUCUACUGUAAAUGGGGAAGGUGAUAGGUGAUACUGAUACUUGUGUUACAACUGCUUCAAAGACUGUAUAAAAUUAAAUGCAUUUUGAAAAUGAGUUCAAAUUCUGUUCCCUCCCAUGAUUUUUAAAAAAAAACAAUAAGGCCUCUAUCGUGCCACACAAAUAGACAUUUGUACAUAACACGUGGCGACAGAAUGAAUGGCUGCUUUAAACACGCUGACUAACACAAUCCCGUCUAUAUCUGAAUGCUGUCUCUAGGUCAAAGCCGUGGUUUCGCCUUCGUGGAGUUUAAUCACUUGCAGGACGCAACAAGAUGGAUGGAAGCCAACCAGCAGCGUACCCUCACCAUUCUUGGAAAGUCCGUUUCGAUGCACUACAGCACAAAGCCUUUUGAAGACUGGAGUUGCAACAAGUGUGGGGUGACUAACUUCAAACGACGAGAGAGAUGUUUUAAAUGUGAUGCUCAGAAACCUGAAACUGAAGAGGAGCAAGGUCGUGUGCAGGGUGAACCAUUUAUGUCUGACUAUGCAAAUGACACCAUUAUUUUAAGAAACAUAGGUCCACACACACCAAUGGAAUCUAUCCUGAGUGCAUUGGCUCCGUAUGCUGUGCUGUCUGCUGCAAAUGUCAGGUUGAUCAAGGACAAGCAGACCCAAUUAAACAGGGGAUUUGCCUUUGUUCAGCUGGAUUCAUCUUUUGAAGCUUCUCAUCUCAUUCAGAUACUGCUUGCUCUACAGCCCCCAUUAAACAUUGAUGGUCGGACCAUUAAUGUUGAUUUUGCCAAAUCUUUAAAGAAGGACCAUAUCCUUUCUGAUGGUAAUAAGAUCAGUUCGUCAACUGUUGCGAUCACAGCUAUUGCGGCAGCCCAGUGGUCGUCAAGCCAGGUGGGACAAGGAUCGGAAGAUGGCAACAUUGACUAUAGCUACUUUCAACCUGGACAGGAUGGCUACAAUCAAUACGAUCAAAUGGCAUAUUCACAAGAUUAUGGACAAAGUGGCUCUGCAGAUUCCACCCAACAAGGAUUGGCAGUAUACCAAACACCUGCAGUAAUUUCAGCUCCUCCUAUGGUUGCUAAAUCUGCAACCGUUUCCCAAGAUGGUCAGUCCUAUCAGUCACAGAAUCAAUCUGAGACACAAACUACAGACACCACUCCAUCUGAUGUUACCACAGAGUCCAAGGAUUCAAGCUAUCCUGUACCAGAUGUAUCAACUUACCAAUAUGAUGAAUCAUCUGGAUUUUACUAUGAUGCACAGACUGGAUUCUACUAUGACCCAAAUUCCCAGUACUAUUAUAACCCACAGACUCAGCAGUACAUGUAUUGGGAUGGAGAGAAACAGACUUAUUUGCCUGCCCCAGAUCAAACUGCACAGCAAAGCAAAACAACCAGUGGGACUAAAAGUAAAGAGGGGAAAGAAAAGAAGGAAAAACCAAAGAGCAGGACAGCUCAACAGAUCGCCAAAGACAUGGAACGAUGGGCUAAGAGUCUAAAUAAACAGAAAGAUAACGUCAAAAGUGCUUUGCAGAUGAUUGCAUCUAAAGAAGAGGAGAGGAGAGAAUCUGCAGCAGCUGAUGCAGGAUUUGCUUUGUUUGAGAAAAGGGGGAUGAUGGAACGGCAGCCAAUGGUACUUGAACCGUUCAGUGGUUUAGUGGAACACCUACGAGAUGAUGAAGAAAGUCCACUAAAGAGAAAAUCCAGUCCGCUACAGGGUCUUGUAGCAUCAUACAGUGGAGAAAGUGAAGAGGAGGAGCAAGAGACAGUCCAAGAACUGGAAGAAAAGCUGACAGAUUGGAACAAAAUAGCCUGUCUGCUGUGCAGAAGACAGUUUCCUAACAAAGAGGCACUUACUCGGCAUCAGCAACUCUCUGACCUCCACAGGCAAAAUUUGGAAAUUCGUAGAAGGUCGAGAAUGUCUGACCGGGAACUUGAGGCAUUAGAAAAAUCAGAAAAUGAAAUGAAAUAUCGAGACAGAGCAGCAGAAAGAAGAGAAAAGUAUGGAAUCCCAGAACCUCCAGAACCCAAGAGGAAGAGGUUUAAUCAUGCUGCCACCAUUGAUUUUGAACAGCCAACAAAAAAUGGUAUUAACAGUGACAACAUUGGGAGCAGAAUGCUUCAGGCAAUGGGUUGGAAAGAAGGCUCGGGGCUGGGUCGAAAUCAGCAAGGUAUUACAGCACCUAUACAGGCUCAAACAAGGAUGAAAGGUGCUGGUUUGGGAGCACGAGGAAGUUCAUAUGGUGUUACUACUUCAGAUUCCUACAAAGAUGCUGUUAAAAAAGCUAUGUUUACAAGAUUUAAUGAAUUGGAGUAAUUUGAAAGUGACUGUACAUAUGUAAAUACUUUUUCCUAAUUUUUGCUACUGGAUAUUUACUUGAGUAAACAGUGCAAUUUGUCUGUAGGAAAUGUAAUUUUUUGAUGCUUUGGUUAAAUCUUAUUUAUGUUAAAUGUACAAUGUACAUUUUGUAUUGUCCAUCAAGUGUAUAAUAAUGUAUCUACUGUUUUUUUUGCAGAAUAAAUUUUGAAAAGAAUCCAA